Molecule: messenger RNA, 1090 nt
Organism: Tachysurus vachellii
Lineage: Eukaryota; Metazoa; Chordata; Actinopteri; Siluriformes; Bagridae
Gene: mpc2a
Product: mitochondrial pyruvate carrier 2a
Exons: 5
Coding region: 264-707 (147 amino acids)
Biological process (GO): pyruvate import into mitochondria
Cellular component (GO): mitochondrial inner membrane
Molecular function (GO): pyruvate transmembrane transporter activity
Source: RefSeq, a predicted model, not a curated record
CUUGCGGCUCCGGAGCCGCGGGUUGCCGACCCCUGGUAUAGUAUUGCCCCUAUACUAGCGGCUUGUUGCUCCAUGUGUCACGUGGAAACGCAGGUUGACACGCAGAUGUUGUGGCGCGCGGACGGAACUGCAGCCGGCGCAGUGACAACAAUGCAUUUUCAGACGACAUUGUGAUAGGACGUAUCGAAGGGUGGAGAGACGGUGAGCACAUUUCAGACCCAUAUUAAGUUCUCCUCCCGUUCGGAUCGACAGCUACAAGCACAAUGAGCGGCUCUAGAGGUUUCCUCCGACUGCAGCGUUAUUAUUCCAGCGGACUGAGAGUCACGUAUCACAGAACACUGCACAGAAUCGAGCUCAUGCUUCCGCCUAAACUGAGACCUCUGUACAACCAUCCAGCAGGACCAAAGACAGUUUUCUUCUGGGCCCCUGUUUUUAAAUGGGGCUUGGUUUUUGCUGGUUUUUCUGAUAUGACACGUCCACCAGAAAAGCUGAGUUUAUCUCAGUCGUGUGUCAUCACAGCCACAGGCUUCAUUUGGUCACGCUACUGCCUGGUGAUCGUUCCCAGAAUCUGGGCACUCUUUGCAGUAAACUUCUUCUUGGGCUUAUGUGGAAGCAUCCAGCUUCUGAGAAUCUGGAAAGAUGAAUCUCUCAGUCAUAGGUACAAUCAGCAGUUAAAGCAGAAAGAAGAUGAAGUGCAACGGUCCUGAAGCUGAAAGGAACAGGAUUUACUGGAUGCCAAAAUGGAUUAAAUGAAACAGCGUGAAAUGUUAAAUGAAUAGAGAAUUGUAACAAUAAAUGUUAUUUAAUUGUUUCAGUUUCUUACUGCAAAUAUCACAAGCAUGGAGAACUGCACCAUUCAUUUUAUGUUCUAGGUAAUGACUGCUGAAAUAAGACUGAAUAUUUACAGUAUAGCAACUACAUGUUCUCAUAAAUUAGAAUUUUUAUAAUCAAAUAUUGCAAUGAUCUGAAUUUUCAAACAUUGUAAAUGUGGUCAUAAAUUUCAUUGAACUCUGGCUCUCAGGAACACAUUUUGUAACCACAUAUAAAAGGUUCCUUUUAACACAGUAAUAAAAUUUCUGACUGUCACAAA